Pocillopora damicornis (cauliflower coral) is the source of this 5401-nucleotide messenger RNA. RefSeq names its product ribonuclease 3. Gene Ontology annotation, molecular function: RNA binding; ribonuclease III activity. Gene Ontology annotation, cellular component: nucleus; microprocessor complex. The record is from RefSeq and is a predicted model, not a curated record. NCBI's taxonomy places the organism in Eukaryota, Metazoa, Cnidaria, Anthozoa, Scleractinia, Pocilloporidae. Gene Ontology annotation, biological process: rRNA processing; primary miRNA processing; pre-miRNA processing.
GAAUGUGCGGCUGCGGCAUCUUGACAGACUUUCAAAAUAUCUUACCUCUACUUUUAGAUGAAGCUUUGGUAUUUUAUGAUUUCCAUAUCUCUUCGUGUUAUGCACGUGAGUAUCUCACAGAUGAUUCCUUGAGAUCGCGUAGCUGAGGUCUAUUGAAUAUGUGGAGACCUCCAUCUUCUUCCAUACCGAGCGCGCAAACGUUCGCUUCAGCGCCUCCGGCAAAUCAGCAACACAUCCAUCCCAGAUUUCAGACACACUUACGACAACCAGCUAUCAGACAGAGUCCAGUAACCAACCCUGGUGUAGUAGCACCUGUACGGCAUUUGGGUUCUCCUCCCAGAUUACAUGGUCCAUUUCACCCAGCAAUAGCUGGUAUCAAUCCACCAAGGAGUAUUAUACAACCCUCAAUAGCACCUGCUCCAAACUCUUCCUUACCUUUACAGCAGCCCUCUCCGAUGAUUUCAGCCAGAGGAAUGACUGUGACCCAACUCCAGCCACAUAGACCCACGACUUUGCCCUCACCUGUUACAGUUCCAUCUCCAGCCAUACCAUCUUCACCUUUCAAGGGCCCUUCAUGGCAAGUGAGGAGCCCCCAACCAACUGGACUAAAUUUAAACCAGCCACCUUCUUUUAUAGUAUCUACUCCUCCUUCUGUCAACAGAAUCACACCUUCAACCCAGCAGGUGUUUGUGUCUUCUCCUACAGUUCCUCAAAGAGGCACCCCACUUCCAAUACAGCAUUUACCUGUGAAUUUUGCUUAUUCUCCUCCAGUAACAAAUCCUCCAUCUCCAAUGCAGGGAUUUCUUCAGUCAUCUACUUCAACUUCUUUUAACAAAGUUGCUGGCCCAAUCCAUCAGCCAUUAACAUCUCCAUCAGUCCCUAUAAUGAGAGGGGUCCAAGCUCCUCCAUCUUCAGUAUUCAGUAGUCCACUUUUGCAGAUGAAGCACCCACAGCCAACCUUUAGACCUCCAGUUCUGACAUCAUACCCUAGACCAUACACAUCUUCAGUGUCAGCUGUGCCCAGAGGGAUGCUGCCUAGGCCCAGGGGGAUGUCAUCUGUGUCCAGAGGGAUGCCAUCUACAGAGGGAGUUCUACAUCAAGGACUGCAGUCAUCACCUUUGAUCAGUUCAGCUUGGCAGGCUAGAAAUCCUCAAUCUGUUCCAAGCUUUAACCUAAGGCUUUCUUUUGCAGCAGGCUUUGACAGACACUUGCCUGAGCCACACUGGAGCAAUGCAGUGCCCAAUAUUCAACACUUUAUUUGUAGAGAAAACUCAGUUCCUUCUCAUUUUGGAAAAAGAAGUAUUCAUAGUAAAAAUGAGAACCAGUCCUCUGAAAUGCAACAGCCCAUUCCUAGCAAAAAGAGAAAUUCUGAAUUCAGUCCUGAUGGUAGACCUCUUUAUCGAAGGACAGGUUCUUACAGAGAUGGACAAAGGGGAAGAGAGCCUGGAAAAAGAAGGAGCUAUAUUCCAGGUGCAGGUGGCAGAGGUAGUCCUCGAGUUGAUCGUUGUUAUUCUCCACCACCCCCAGAUAUUGAGAGAGUGAUAACAUAUCUGGUAACAGAAGAUUUUUACAUUAAAAAGCAGAGUAAUGAGGGAGAUAUUUCUAUUGUUCAGGGAACAGAAAAGCUUAGUGAACUUCAGAACAAAUUUCAUAAGGAAAUAGUUAAUAUGACAGCUGUGAUUGGUGAUGAUGAUGAGGAGAGUGUUGACAGUGAGCAAAGUAACCACACUGAAACAGAUGUUGGUGAUGUAGAGUUGCUGAUGGACUGUGAAGCCAAUGACAGCUCUUCUAAAUCAUGGAUCAGAAUAGGGUCAGGUGUCAGUAAUUCUACAGAAUUCCUCAGUGAUGAGGAAUCUAACAUUGAUGAAGAUGAUAGUGAGAUUGGGAGCAAAAGGUUGGGGAGCAGCAGCUCUGAAUCAGAUGACAGUGAUGAUAAUGAGGAUGACGAGGAAAGUGGGAGCUUUGAUAAUGACAAGAACUUGCAUGAACAAGACCCCAAAGGUUCUUUUGUGGCAGAGACCAGGAAGAGAAAGAUAGAAGAUCCUUGUCGCCUUCAUCCAGAACUUUGGUUCAAUGAAAAAGGAGAGACAAAUGAUGGUCCAGUCUGCCGAUGUAGUUUAAGUGACAGGCAGCAUGGAAUCCGUCAUGGUAUCUACCCUGGUGAAACUGUCAUUCCAGCCUGCGACCCUUUAACAAACAAUGCAGACAAGUUGGACCAUUAUUGGGUGACUGUUACACCACACACCAACUUCAUGACAGAGAAUCCAAGUGUCAUCCAGUUUGAUGGAAAGGAUUACACAUUUGAGGGGUUUUCAUUGUUUUCCCAUCAGCCACUUAAAGAUAUACCAAGUUGUUCUGUGAUAAGAUUCAACAUUGAAUACACUCUUCAUUUCAUCAGUCAACCAGUUCCAGAGAAUUUUUGUGUCAGAGAUCUAGACUUGUUUACAGAGUUUUUCUUCUACAAAGUGCUUGAACUGGCAGAUUGGGACAUAAAUGGAAAUAUUCAAGAUUCCUGUCAGAGAUUUCACUUUAUGCCAAGAUUUGUUCACAGAUCUUCAAAUGAGAAUAAAUCAGCUGCAAACCAUGAACUUCUUCCAAUGAGCCAUGUGUUGUCCCAUAUUUUAGACUCUGCUGAACCUCUUGUUCAGCCAAGUGAUUUUGCCCUUAAUGCUGACAAAUUGGGGGAAUAUUCAAAGUUAUGUGUAAAUUCUCUUGUCAUGAACCCAAACAAGAAACCAGCAGCCAUCAGAGUUGACGACCUACAAUUUCAUACAGAUGAUAAGCGAUUGACCAAACGCAAGAUGUAUCCUUACAUUGUGCACCACGGUAUCAGGCCAGUGCAGAUGAGUUUUGCUGGAGAUCCUAGGUAUCAAAAGCUAUACAAGUCAUACGUCAAGUUAAGAACCCUGAUAUCAAACACGCCAGUUCCGAGUCGAAAGGACCAAGAUAAGCUUGUCAAACUCAAGACUGACUUGGAGCAUAUGCGCGUAAAAAGCGCUAUGCGCCGUGAUAUAUUAGCAGAAGUCAGCAGCAAAGGAAUGAUCAAAACUGGCCUCAAGUCUGAUAUCUGCCAGCAUGCUCUACUCCUUCCUGUACUCGUACACCAUGUACGCUAUCACAUGUGUCUGAAAACGCUGGACGAGAAGAUGGGGUACAUAUUCAAAGACCGAUCUUUAUUACAGCUUGCCCUGACUCACCCUUCCUAUCACCUCAACUUUGGUAUGAACCCAGACCACGCGCGUAACUCAUUAUCAAACUGUGGAGUGAAGCAACCGAGAUACGGCGACAGAAAAAUACGACAUCUGCACACGCGCAAGAAAGGUAUUACCCAGCUGAUACGUGUCAUGUCUAACCUCGGCAAGAUGGAGGAACACCAGUCUAUGAUACGACAUAACGAGAGGCUUGAAUUCCUUGGAGAUGCUGUUCUGGAGUUGAUUAGCAGUGUUCACCUAUAUUUUAUGUUUCCGUCAAAGCCUGAAGGAGGUUUAGCCAUGUACCGCUCAGCUUUAGUGCAAAACAAACAUCUGGCACAACUCGCCAAGAAACUGGGUUUGUCCGACUACAUGCAGUUUUCGCACGGUCCUGAUUUGUGCGUGGAAGAAGAUCUCAAUCAUGCCAUGGCAAACUGCUUUGAAGCCCUCCUUGGGGCUAUGUAUUUGGAGAGUGGUUUAACAUCAACUAAGGUUCUGUUCACAAACGUGGCCUUUGAAGAACAGGAACUCAGAGAUGUCUGGACAAACUUGCCUAAGCAUCCUUUACAGGCUCAACAACCAGACGGUGAUAGACACUUGAUAGCGUCAUCCCCGAUUCUUCAGAAACUGGAGGAGUUUGAGAAAGCAAGUGGAAUUGAGUUUAACCACAUUCGGUUGCUGGCGCGUGCCUUUACCCAUCCACAAGUCGGUUUCAAUAAUCUCACACUUGGCAGCAACCAGCGUAUGGAAUUCUUGGGUGACUCUGUUUUGCAGUUCGUCGUGUCUGUGUAUCUCUUCAAGCACUUCCCUGAACACCACGAGGGACAUCUAACGUUGCUACGCAGCUCUCUCGUCAAUCAUCGAAUACAAGCAGCGAUCGCGCGUGAGCUGGGACUGGACAAGCUGAUAAACUUUGGAAACCAGGGAAUGAAGUCUUUUCGGGAGAAGCUUCUUGCAGAUAUACUGGAAGCUUUUGUUGCUGCCCUGUACGUGGAUAAAGGUUUAAGAUACGUGGAAACGUUUUGCUAUGUCUGUCUCUUCCCACGGCUCGAGGAGUCUAUCAUUAAUCAAGACUGGAUGGAUGCCAAAUCACAGUUGCAGCAGUGUUGUCUGACUUCUCGCGAGCUAGGAAAAACACCUGAUCUUCCACAAUACAAAGUUUUACAGAACAAGGGUCCUGCUCAUCAUAAACGUUAUACAGUUGCUGUUUACUACAAAGGAAGAAGAAUGGGUUCUGGCGAAGGCAAGAGUAUUCAACAAGCAGAAAUGGCGGCAGCAAAAGAUGCUUUGACAUCUCACUAUUUCCCGGAGCUGGCGAGACAGAAACGUCUUCUUGACCGAAAACAUCAGGGGAGACGGCGAAAUUACUGGAACAAAGUACCGCGGAAAGAAUCUGAUGAGAAAGACGAUCGGGUGGAGGUAGAAGUUGUACCUCGCUGGGAAGAAAAGGAAACUAUCGAAAAGGACGACAACUCAGACGUAACACAAGACGAAUGUCAGCCACAAGAAGAGUAAAAAGACAUUUCUGUGGAAACGCUAACUGUAUUGUCAAUGGUAGGGGUGGGGGUGUGGUGUGACCAUUAGGAAUCAUAAUUAAGUUAGUCAAGGAUGCUGAACGAAACCCAAAACGAUUCAUGUAAGGGGAAAAUUGCGUGGAAACCUCCAUAGAAAGUAACAUAGUUAGCCAGAGAAAAUCAUUGGAUUCUCUUCUAAACGUUGUCCUCUGGAUGAAAAUUGCUUGCUAAAGACCUUGCGAAAAAUACUCCCUUCGUAGAAAAUUGGAACAAACUUGCGUAUUGGUACAACUUGAGAAAUUCGAAAAUCCUCCUUCUUUUGUCCUAUCCUUCCCCAUCUGAGUUUUACUCAUGAUGAGUUGACUCUGCUUUUAUUUAUAUUAGUUACCCAAGGAAGACUUUUGGAGUAAUCUAUCAUCUCUUCUCGUCGCUAUAUUCCUAUUAAUUCAGAGUUAAAUAUUUCAAAACAGUUCAAAAUUAUAAUAUGAACGUAUUUAAAGUUUUAACCAACUUAUAGUGAAGGAAAUAUUCCAUGUGAAAUUAUUUGAGAUGUAAAGUUUAUUAAUCGUGGAAAAGCUCUUUUAUAUGUAAGUAUGCACUUCAAGCGAAAUACUUUUAUUACUUUUAUAGAGAAAAAAUUAUAAUAAUGGACAAAUGCUUCAAUAAAAGGUGCUUUAAGACACUCGAAGAAAAUGA